Molecule: messenger RNA, 1174 nt
Organism: Glycine soja
Lineage: Eukaryota; Viridiplantae; Streptophyta; Magnoliopsida; Fabales; Fabaceae
Product: 40S ribosomal protein S2-4-like
Exons: 2
Coding region: 248-919 (223 amino acids)
Biological process (GO): translation
Cellular component (GO): cytosolic small ribosomal subunit; ribosome
Molecular function (GO): RNA binding; structural constituent of ribosome
Source: RefSeq, a predicted model, not a curated record
UGAUAAUAGUCUCUUAUGAAAUAGUUGGGCCAAAAGUAGUUGGAUCAGCCUUAUAUGGGCUUUUAGUAAACCCGAAAACCACACACAGCAAACCCAAAACCCUACUACCCCUGCACUGCAAAUAAUAACACCAACACAAACAUCAGAAACCCUAAUCCUACUCUGAGUCAGAGCAGCGCAACCUCCUAUUCCAUUUCUCUCUAGCGCAGUAGCUCAUUCAAUCACAACAACUUUAUGGCUGAACGUGAUGGCGGAGACCGUGGCAGUUUCCGGAUGCGGCUUUGGCGGUCGUGGACGCGGCGGCGACAGGGGACGAGGGUGGCGCAGGACAGCAGGGCGCCGUGGCGAGGAGGAGGAGUGGGUACCAGUGACAAAGCUAGGACGCCUGGUGAAGGAGGGUAAAAUCCGUAGCCUGGAGCAAAUCUACCUACACUCGCUCCCAAUCAAGGAAUACCAAAUCAUCGACACCUUCGUGGGGCCCACCCUGAAGGACGAGGUGAUGAAGAUCAUGCCCGUCCAGAAACUCUCUGUUAUUCCUGUCAGGAGAGGGUAUUGGGGUAACAAGAUCGGAAAGCCCCACAACGUUCCUUUCAAGGUUACCGGCAAGUGUGGUUCUGUUACCGUUCGCAUGGUCCCCGCUCCUCGUGGGUCCGGAAUUGUUGCUAUUAGGGUUCCAAAGAAGGUCUUGCAGUUCGCUGGAAUCGAUGGUGUCUUCACUUCCUCAAGGGGUUCCACCAAAACCCUCGGAAAUUUCGUCAAGGCUACUUUUGACUGUUUGCUGAAAAGCUACGGUUUUCUAACACUGGAGUUCUGGAAGGAGACUCGGUUCUCCAAAUCACCAUUCCAAGAGUACACAGAUCUAUUGGCAAAGCCAACAGGAAAGGCCCUGAUCCUCGAGGAGGAAAGGGUGGAGGCUUGAGUAAGCAGCAGUAGUUUUAAUUUUAUCGGAUGAUUGUGUCUUAAGCAUGCCUUUUGUUAUUUACUUUUCUAUUGAGGGACGUAUUAUAUAACUCCAUGUUUUUCCUUUUUUCUCAAGUUUAGUUGAAUGGAUAUUUACUGAGUUUCAAACACGGGUUCAUUAAAAUUUUCGUGCUGUUCUAACCAAAUCAUGAUUCAAAGAAAAGAAAAUGUGUUUCUGCAUUCCCAAUGAAUGGAGAGCUGGUUUAGUUAAUAC